AUGUACCUCAAACUUGGCCGGGUCCCCGCCGCCCGCGCCGUGUUUGACACAAUGGCGUGCCGAAACAUCAUGUCCUUCAACAUCCUCAUCAACAGUCUCAUCCAUAACGGGGACAUCAACGCUGCCCGCAAGCUGUUCGAUGAAAUUCCAGAGAGGAACCUCGCCACCUGGAACGCCAUGAUUGUCAGGCUGGCUCACUUCGAGCUCGACGAGGAGGGACUCGAGUGCUUCCUGAGGUCGAGGAGGGAGGGCCUGCGUCUCGAUGAGUUUAGUUUGGGGAGAACCUUGCGAUGCUGCACCGGAUUGAAGGAUGCAAGUUCUGGUCGCCAAAUCCAUGCCUUCGUGGUUAUCAAUGGGUUUGGGCAGGACAUGUGUGUUGGGAGCUCUCUAGCUCACAUGUACAUGAGAAGUGGUCAUCUUGAAGAAGGAGAAAGGGUUCUGAAAGGAUUGCCUUUCCUCAAUGUGGUCUCUUGCAAUACUGUGAUUGCAGGAAGAACACAAAAUGGGGACCCUGAAGGGGCCUUCCACCAUUUCAUCCUCAUGAAGAAUGUCGGAUUGUUGCCAGACCAUGUAACCUUUGUUAGCAUCAUCAGUGCAUGCUCUGACUUAGCUGCCUUAGCACAGGGGCAACAAGUGCAUGCACAAGUCAUCCAUGUUGGAGUUGGUUCAGUCACCCCGGUGAGGAGUUCACUGAUAAGCAUGUAUUCCAAGUGCGGUUGUUUGGAGGAUUCAAGCACGAUAUUUUCUGAAUCUGAUGCAUCAGACCUUGUGCUCUGGAGCUCCAUGAUUGCAACCUACGGUUUUCAUGGACGUGGAGAGGAGGCUAUCAAGUUGUUUAAUGAGAUGAUCGGAGAAGCCACAAUUAUCAUGCUGUAG
Zingiber officinale is the source of this 876-nucleotide messenger RNA. RefSeq names its product pentatricopeptide repeat-containing protein At2g41080-like. The record is from RefSeq and is a predicted model, not a curated record. The coding region runs from base 1 to 876 and encodes 291 amino acids. NCBI's taxonomy places the organism in Eukaryota, Viridiplantae, Streptophyta, Magnoliopsida, Zingiberales, Zingiberaceae. Gene Ontology annotation, molecular function: protein binding; RNA binding. The transcript has a single exon. Gene Ontology annotation, biological process: RNA modification.